Saccharomycopsis crataegensis is the source of this 1038-nucleotide messenger RNA. It is a transcript of the gene GAG1, whose product is annotated as Gag1p. The coding region runs from base 1 to 1038 and encodes 345 amino acids. The transcript has a single exon. NCBI's taxonomy places the organism in Eukaryota, Fungi, Ascomycota, Saccharomycetes, Ascoideales, Saccharomycopsidaceae. The record is from RefSeq and is a predicted model, not a curated record.
AUGAAACGUUCUAGAAGAUCUUCCCUGGUCAACAGCGACCCAAAUAAUAAUAACAACAACAACAACCUGUCAUCCACUCUUUCGAUGAACCCGUAUCGUUUGAUGAAAACGAUGGCUAAAUCAUUGUUUUCUUGGAACAACAAAAUGCAAGCAGUGGUGGACCAUGCUCUUUCAUCGGAUGAAGUGAUCGAAGGGUUGUUUGGCAGUAUUGAAGAUAGCGAUUUGUACGAUGAUUUCGAUCAACAGUUCCAACAUGACGACAUUGAUAACAACAAUAACAACUCUUCUAGCCUGACAAUCUCAUCAAUAGACAGUGACAACAGUGACGCCGAAAGCAGUUAUGACAAAUCAGCAUGCCAACUUCCUCGACACUCAUCGUUGCAAUUCAAACAGUGGAACGCCACCACCGCGAUGGCCCACGAAAUGGCAAAAAAACCUGACAACAACACCCCGUUUGCCGAUGGCGAGAAGUUAUGGGAACAAAGAAGACGGCUAUGGUUACAAGGAGCCGUUCAUGUUAAUCCUAAAUCUACCCAGAAUCAUCACCGAUCCAUCACCAAUCCAAUCGAUAUCACCAACAAUCCUCCCAAACUUCUGGUCACCGAUUUAUCGAUCUCAUCAUCAAGUAAUAACCUGCUCCCCACCACCCCUGUGAACUCCAGUUUGACUGCCAAAGUGAUCCCUCCAAGUUUUGAAGGGAAAACUAACGGGAGAACAUUAUCGACAGAAACUGCCACCACCACCGUCCCUAAACCAAAAAAAAUCGAGCGACUCCUUUCCAAAAGAGAAAUCAAAAGAAUUAUCAAACAACGGUGUAAACUCACCAGCUUGGCCAACAAUGGGGUGACCAAUGACAAUUAUCCCGUGGUAUAUACAAACUUGGUACUACAAAAGAGAAAGCUCCGAAAAAAUAAGGCCAUGAAUUUGGGAGAUUUAUUGGAGGUGUUAUAUGAUGACUGGCAAGAAACCGAGGCUUCAGGUUAUAGAGCUGAUUAUGGCUCUACUAGGUUUUCCAAAGCAGUUUAUGGGAGAUUUUGA